AUGUCGGAUUUCAUGGAUCAAAAGGUCUUCGACAAUGCGACCGCAGAUGAUGUUGCUCUUGAGCAACAUGGAUACCAGCAAGGCGCUGAAAGCGGUGGACCUCCAGUCAUGAUCUGGUCAUGGGUCGGAGUCUGCGUUUUCACAAUGGCUGUCGCUCUUUCGAUGGCCGAGAUGUGUUCAGCAUACCCCUUAGCUGGCGGUCAAUACUCAUGGGCUGCUAUCCUAGCGCCUCGUAGCUGGUCGAAAGGAUUGUCAUAUGUCUGUGGAUGGUUCAUGUUGAUCGGCAUCAUUGCUAUGGGUGCUGUCGUCAACUUUAUCGCUUCUGGCUUCAUCCUUGCAAUGGCUGUCCUCAACAAUCCAGAUUAUGAGAUCACUCGCUGGCAUUCGACUCUGGUCGCCUAUGCAAUUGCCCUUGCUGCUCUCUCCCUCAACGUUCUGUGCCCACAAAUGUUGCACAAGAUGACCAACUUCUUUCUCAUUUGGAACAUGGGAUCUUUCCUCAUCAUUUUCAUCACCAUCCUCGCCACAAACGACCAUAAGCAAACUCCCAGCUUUGUCUUCUCCGAAUUUCAAAACUUCACUGGCUUCNNCAACAAGCCGUACGCCGCCAUCUUGGGUCUGCUGCAGUCGGCCUUUGGCAUGUGCUGCUACGACGCGCCAUCGCAUAUGACUGAGGAGAUCAACGAUGCCAGAAAAGUUGCUCCCAAGGCGAUUGUUCUUUCUGUCUCGCUUGGUGCAGUUACUGGAUUUGCAUUCUUGAUUGCGGCAUGUUUCUGUAUGGGAUCAAUCGACGGCGUGGCAGAAAGUGCGACUGGUGACCCAAUUGUCCAGAUCUUCUACGACUCGACACAAUCUGUCGCUGGUGCUUCGUGCUUGACCUUCUUGAUGGUUAUGAUUCAGUUCUUCUCGGCAAUCUCGCUACUUGCUGAAGGUGGUCGUGCAGUCGUAAGUGAUGUGGAUCAUAUAUGCUGGGCUUUAUUAACAUUCUUUUACAGNUAUGCAUUUGCCAGAGAUCAUGGCCUCCCUUUUUCAGACGUUCUCAGCAAAGUACACCCCAAGAAGCAAGUGCCAAUCUACGGCAUUCUUUUGACUUUUGUCGUACAAAUAGCCUUGAACUCGAUCUACUUUGGCACAGUUACGGGCUUCAAUACCGUCGUCUCAAUCGCCACAGAAGGCUUCNNUGUAAGACUCAGCACACUUGUUUCUACAUGCUGCCAUCCACUAACAAAUCGGUUGCAAUCAGACGUCUCUUACGCUAUCCCAAUCCUUCUCCGCGUCAUUGCUCCCCUCACCUCCUCAACCACAUCGACCAAAUUCGAAGGCCCAUGGAACCUCGGUCGCUGGAGUAUGCCAAUCAACAUCAUGGCUCUGGUGUAUCUGCUCUUCACAUCCAUUACAUUUAACUUCCCCACUCUCAAGCCAGUGGACUCGGAGAACAUGAACUACACUUCUGCAGCGGUGGGCGUAGUCAUGCUUGUUGCAUUGAUCACAUGGUUUACGACCGCAAAGGGACAGUUCAGGUGUCCUGGUGUGAGCGAAGAGAUGGUCAUUGUUAGUGCGCCGCAUGCGGAGGUUGAGGAAGAAACUCAAGUGGUAGGGAACGAGAAAGCAAAGACUGCAUAUUGA
Aureobasidium musti is the source of this 1626-nucleotide messenger RNA. NCBI's taxonomy places the organism in Eukaryota, Fungi, Ascomycota, Dothideomycetes, Dothideales, Saccotheciaceae. The record is from the annotation of a GenBank genome assembly.